Molecule: messenger RNA, 3411 nt
Organism: Antrostomus carolinensis (chuck-will's-widow)
Lineage: Eukaryota; Metazoa; Chordata; Aves; Caprimulgiformes; Caprimulgidae
Gene: SGSM1
Product: small G protein signaling modulator 1
Exons: 25
Coding region: 28-3411 (1127 amino acids)
Biological process (GO): activation of GTPase activity
Molecular function (GO): GTPase activator activity
Source: RefSeq, a predicted model, not a curated record
AGCAUUAAAUGUGAGGUGAAGCAGAUCAUGGAGGAGGCGGUGACAAGGAAGUUUGUGCAUGAGGACAGCAGCCACAUCAUCUCCUUCUGUGCUGCCGUGGAAGCCUGUGUCUUGUACGGCUUGAAGCGGAGGGCGGCAGGAUUCCUGCGCAGCAACAAGAUAGCAGCUCUGUUCAUGAAGGUGGGAAAGAGCUUUCCUCUGGCAGAGGAGCUUUGCAAGAAGGUGCAAGACCUGGAGCAGCUCAUUGAGAAUGCCCGAAAUCAAGUCCAGGGCAUCCCAGAGAACGUGCGCAAGAUGCCAAAGCUGCCCAACCUGUCUCCUCAAGCCAUCAAGCAUCUCUGGAUCCGCACAGCCCUCUUUGAAAAGGUCUUGGAUAAAAUCGUGCAUUACUUGGUAGAAAACAGCAGCAAAUACUAUGAGAAAGAAGCUCUCCUGAUGGAUCCUGUGGAUGGGCCAAUUCUUGCAUCUUUAUUGGUGGGGCCCUGUGCACUGGAGUACACGAAGAUGAAGACCGCUGACCACUUCUGGACAGACCCCUCAGCUGAUGAGCUGGUUCAGAGGCACCGGAUCCACAGCUCACACUGUCGCCAGGACUCGCCCACCAAGCGCCCGGCGCUCUGCAUUCAGAAAAGGCAUUCGAGUGGCAGCAUGGAUGACCGGCCAUCGCUGUCUGCCAGGGACUACGUGGAGUCCUUGCACCAGAAUUCCCGAGCCACGCUCCUCUACGGCAAGAACAACGUCCUGGUGCAGCCACGAGAUGACAUGGAGGCAAUCCCGGGAUAUCUGUCCCUUCACCAGACUGCCGACAUCAUGGCACUGAAGUGGACUCCCAACCAGCUGAUGAAUGGCUCCGUGGGGGAUCUGGACUACGAGAAGAGCGUGUACUGGGACUAUGCCAUGACAAUUCGCCUGGAGGAGAUUGUCUAUUUGCACUGUCACCAGCAAGUAGACAGCGGUGGCACAGUUGUCUUGGUGAGCCAGGAUGGGAUUCAGAGGCCCCCGCUGCGGUUCCCCAGAGGAGGGCACUUACUUCAGUUCCUGUCCUGCCUGGAGAACGGCCUUCUGCCCCAUGGGCAGCUGGAUCCACCCCUCUGGUCGCAGCGGGGAAAGGGGAAGGUGUUUCCCAGGCUGAGGAAGCGAAGUCCCCAGGGCUCCUCUGAGUCUGCGUCGGACAAGGAAGAUGAUGAAGCCACAGAUUACGUUUUCAGGAUAAUCUACCCGGGGACACAGGCUGAGUUUGUUACCAUUAAUGGUAAUUUUCAUCCAUUCCUUGCGUCUGUGAUCUCCAUCACUGCUGUGAGAGGGAAGAUCACGAGGACCCCAGCUGCAAGCAAGACAGUGGUGAUCCCUAAAUGGUUUCCAAGUCCCCCCAUCAUGUCCCGGCCUCCCCUUGCUGCUCUGCGGGCCUCUCGGUGUCAGUUGCCCCAGGACCUGAUGGACACUCCAGGAGCUGGCCUGCCUCCCAUGUGGCAGCCCAGCACCCGCAAGUCCUCCUGCUCCUCCUGCUCUCAGAGUGGCUCGAGUGUUUCUUCUCCUCACACCCAGUGUGUUUUUGUUGGCAGAGCUCCGCUGAAGCUCCUCUGUGACAAUAUGAAGUACCAGAUCCUCUCCCGGGCUUUCUAUGGCUGGCUGGCCUAUUGCCGCCACCUCUCCACGGUGCGAACCCACCUGUCUGCGCUGGUGAACCACAACAUCGUGUCUCCUGACGUCCCCUGCAACGCCAGCUCGGGACUGACUGUGGACAUAUGGCAGAGAUACCUGCAGGACAGCACGAGUUAUGAAGACCAGGAGCUGCUGCGGCUGAUCUACUAUGGUGGGAUCCAGCACGAGAUCAGGAAGGCUGUCUGGCCCUUCCUUUUGGGCCAUUAUCAGUUUGGGAUGACGGAGGCAGAAAGGAAAGAGGUUGGUAUGGGUGUGCUGCCAGCUCAGCAGCCUGGUGUAAGGCACUGGUGUGGCUGCGAGGCCAUCGUCCGGCAGCGGGAGAAGGAGUCGCACGCAGCAGCUCUGGCCAAGUGCUCCUCCGGGGCCAGUCUGGAUUCCCACAUUCAGAGGAUGAUGCACAGGGACUCGACCAUCAGCAAUGAGUCUUCGCAGAGCUGCAGCUCUGGCCGACAGAAUCACGCCCGGCUGCAGAGCGACUCCAGCUCCAGCACGCAGGUGUUUGAAUCUGUUGAUGAAGUGGAACAGACUGAAGCAGAUGCUCAGCUGGAAGAUGGCAAACAAAGCAAGAUCCCUAAUGGGACGGUUCCUAACGGCACGUGUUCCCCUGAUUCUGGCCACCCCUCUUCCCAGAACUUCUCCAUCGCGUCGGGAUUCUCGGAGCGCAGCUUCAGCAAUGAGGACAGUGCCCUGGAAACCAACAAAUCCUCGGCCAGCUCUCAGGGAAAGGCUGGUGGGUCCGACGUACCAGCCCCACAGGACUCGGAUAGUGCCCGGCAAGAGAAGCUGCAGGGCCAAGACAGCCUGGAAGGUGAAUUUCCCGCUGGUGGAAGCGUUGACUUUGUUCCUGUGGGUGAGAGCUCGGCAGGGGUCCUGCGUGAUCGUGAUGCUGUGGCCCUGACUGUGGUGGAGAGCUGGGCAGACAGUGAAGCUGAAAAGCAGAGCUUGGUGGAGAGUGAGGACAACCUCUCUGAGGAGCCGGAGAUGGAGAGCUUGUACCCGCAGCUGGAUUCUCUGGCUGUAGUUGACCUGGCCACCAGCGAAGCGUCGGCUGUCUCCUCGACGGGGGUCACCUACUCUCCAGAGCUACUGGACAUGUACACAGUGAACCUGCACCGCAUUGAGAAGGACGUGCAGCGAUGUGACCGCAACUACUGGUACUUCACCCCAGCCAACCUGGAGAAACUCCGCAACAUCAUGUGCAGCUACAUCUGGCAGCACAUUGAGAUCGGUUACGUGCAGGGGAUGUGUGACCUGCUGGCCCCUCUCCUGGUCAUCCUGGAUGACGAGGCUCUGGCUUUCAGCUGUUUCACUGAGCUUAUGAAGAGGAUGAAUCAGAACUUUCCCCAUGGGGGAGCCAUGGACACCCACUUUGCCAACAUGAGGUCUCUGAUCCAGAUUCUGGACUCCGAGCUCUUUGAGCUGAUGCACCAGAAUGGUGAUUACACUCAUUUCUACUUCUGCUACCGAUGGUUUCUCCUGGACUUCAAGAGAGAGCUGGUGUAUGACGACGUGUUCGCCGUCUGGGAGACCAUCUGGGCAGCUGCCCACGUUUCCUCUGCACACUAUGUGCUCUUCAUAGCCCUGGCUUUGGUGGAAAUGUACCGGGACAUCAUCUUGGAGAACAACAUGGAUUUUACAGACAUCAUCAAGUUUUUCAAUGAAAUGGCAGAGCGGCACAACACCAAGCAGAUCCUGAAGCUGGCUCGGGACCUUGUCUAUAAAGUCCAGACUCUGAUCGAGAACAAAUGA